ACGUGACAAAGAAAAACUGGAGAACCUUCUCGAUAAAUCAGUUUAGGGAAGGCAGUUCAACAAGGAUGGACAGAGGCGAAAGCCACAGCGCUGCAAUUUGCAAGUUAUGUGGGGAGGCCUUCACGCUUUCUGAGGAUGAUAUCCCUGGCAAUCUCCCUCGUGUGCUUUUAUGUGGCCACAUCUAUUGCACAUUUUGCCUGCAGUCUCUUGAAUGUGACAGUGUCAUCAGAUGUCCGGAGUGUGAGGUUGAGUCCACUCUUCCCGAAGGGCAAGUGUAUGGUCUGCAGGAAGACAGCAGAAUCAUAGGCCUUAUCUACACUACUAAAAUAAAUAAGAUGAAAAGAUGUGACAAAUCAAAGAACCGCAAAAAGAACAAGGCAUCACCAUCCACAGACACUCAUGUCAGCUCUGAUAUGGAGCAGCCAGCUGAUAUUGAGAAGAUUCAGAAGACUGUAGAUGAGGCAUUGGCUCAGGCUGCAGAAACUCUUGCCCAGCUUGUGCACAUCCAUGAGACACUGACGACUGGUCUGGAAGAACAAGUGAAGAGAGAGGUAGCUCGGCUGGAGAUGGAGAUCAAGCAAGCUGCAGACAAGGCUUUACAUGCUGUUCAAAACUGGAAAGACGCACAGAUGAGCCAGCUGACAAAACUGGAGACAAAAUUCUCAUCCAGCCAAGCAGCAGUGCGCCACAUCCAGGAGCGAAUAAAGGCAUUGGAGAUUGCCAUGCAGAUGGCCAGAAAAGUGCGCCGUGUCCCCUUUUUGGAGCAGUACUGCAUACUAGAUAAGGUAUUAGAGACACUGCAGGCUCCAGUGGAUGACCAGUUGAUUGAUAUGAAAUGCAUUACCAUGGGGACUGGAAUGAGCUGUGUUUUCCAGUUAGAGUGUCUGAAUGGGAAUUUAGCAUUGUCCUUGAAGAUGGAAGUCAGCGACCCAAAAGACCUGGCUCAGUCCCCACCCAAAAGCUACCUACCAGGCAGGUUUGGUAGAAAGUCUCACUUGAAACGUCCAGAUGGCAGAAACAGCAGGUGUAUUCCACGCAGUGACAAAAUCCACACCCCACCAAAGCAGCGCCAGCAGAGUCCAAGAGCUAACAGUCCAUCAUCACGAGGCUCCUCUCCAAGCCCAAGAGCUCGUUGCAGGUUCAACCUUUCUCGCCAUAGCUCAGCUUCAGACCUUGGAAGCCCAGAUGUGAUUAUUGAGGACUUUUUAGAUGAGGGACAAGCCCUCCCUCCAACUGGGCCUGAACUGGCCAGUGACAAACUAAGAAUUAACAGGAGAAGAAAACAUCAGUUCUCUGCUAUUAAGAGAAGUGCAGUCACACAGUGGGUGGUGGUAACCCACAUUGUGAAUCCAAGUCAGUUCUAUGUCCAGUCUGUGGCUGAGAGGAGAGAAAGUGAGAUCCUUUCAGACAAAAUCAACCAACUCUGCAGUGGAGAUGGUUGCAGCUUCACUGUAAAGGACACAGUGGAAACAGAAUCCUUGAUCUUUGUAAAGUGGAACGAGGGCCACUGGUGUCGGGCUAGAGUGGUCGAAGUCUUGCAGAAAGGCUCUUUAGAGCCUGUGAAAACCUGUGCAGUCACCCAGCUGGCUAGUAUCCGAGUUUUUUUCCUUGAUCAUGGACUCACAAAAAGCAUCACCAUAAAUAGCGAAGACGGGGCUACUGAGGCUUCACUGAGUGCUGUGAACAACCAGCUGAGAAAAGUGGGUAGAGCCGUAAAAAAUGACUUGGCUCACUUUGCCCCAAUGGUCAUCAGAUGUUCACUCAAGGACCUGGUGCCUUAUGAUGUGACAAAGGGCUGGAGUAAAGAGGCACAGGUUGAAUUCCGCAAUGUGGUUGGCUCUGCAGCAGUGGAGAUGCGGCCUUUGGGUCAGGACCGAGAGUCUUUGUUGGUAGACCUGCGGAAAGCUCCCAUGGAACAGUUCAGCUCCAGUGUAUUCAUCUCUAUCAGAGAGUAUCUUGUUUUCAUUGAAGUAGCCAGGUUUUAUUCUCCAGUGACGCUGAGCAGGAAGCCUCUGCUGUACUACCCUCCUGUAUAUCCCAAGAUUAACAGCAAGAUCAGUGCUAUGGUGUCCCAUAUCAACAACCCUGCUAACUUCUACAUCAACCUGGUUGACAACAUGGAGUUCAUGUUGUUCUCAGCCAAGCUUCAAGAGUUCUACAAUGAUCUUGCAUUGCUUGAAGAAGACAAGCUCAGCAUCUACUGCCCUGUGAUUGGACAAUCCUGUGUUGCCCGUUUAGAUGAUAAGCUGUGGUACAGAGCUCAGGUGAUAGGGCAUCCAGGGGGAAGAAAAGUGGAGGUUCAGUUUGUUGACUUUGGCAACAGGAAAAUCUUGUCAGUCAGCGACUUGAGGAAGAUCAAAAAUGAGUUCUUUGCCCUUCCUGCAAGGGCAAUCAACUGCUGUUUGUCUGAUGUGAUUCCUGUGGAUGGAGAGUCUUGGACCGAUGCGUGUACUAACAGAUUCAUCAGCCUAGCAAACCAAAAACUGGUUACUAUUAUAGCUACAGGACAAGGCCCUAAGUCUGAGCCUCUCCCAGUAAAACUGUUUCAAGGUGAGGUGAAUGAGCCACUAACCAACAUUGCUGAACUGCUGGUCAAAGAGGAGCUGGCCUGCUUCAAAGAGAGCCUGAACCCUAAGAAUGCCUGGCCCUCUGGUGAUGAUUCAGCCAUAUGGGACCCUCCACUUGAGGUUGGAUUAGCAACAGGGCUAGUUGAUGUCCCAGACCAAAUAAUCUCUGGAAACCAAAAAGAGGACCCACUUGAGCCUCAGCUGAAGCUCCCUGCCCAACUCAAAGACCUGAAAGUGAGAGUCUGCCAUGUCAACUCUCCAAGCAGCUUCUAUGUCCGCUUCGCCCAGUAUGACUCUCAGCUCAAAAGGAUAUGUGAACUGAUAAAGCAGGAGUGUGCACAAAUAGAGCCCCAGGAUGUGGAAUGGAAGGCCGAUAUGUACUGUGCUGCACUCUUUAAUGGAGUUUGGGAGAGAGCACAGAUAUGCUCUGACGUCACAUCUAGCGACAGUGCAGAGGUGAGACUGUGCGAUCACGGAAAGAUGAUGAAGAUCGAUGUCAGUAACCUGCGACCGUUGCCAUCUUCCUUGAUUGGCUCCCUAGCACUUGAGUGCACUCUUCACGACAUCAGGCCCGCGGGAGGCCGAUCUACCUGGUCAAAUACAGCCUGUGACUCAUUCUCCUACUACUUGACAGGAGCCUCGGCUGUUAUGACGAUCAAGGAGUUAACAGAUGAGCGUCCAGUACCUGUCACUUUGUUCUGCUCCAAUAGAAUGGGAGAGUUUAUCAGCAUUGCAGACUUUCUGCUUAGUGAAGGCCUCGCGCUCAGGCAAAGAAAACCAAGCAAUAUUAAUGUUCAGCAACCCAAAGACAUGGAUCCACCAUCUACAGUGAGAGAGGUACAAAACAAGAGUGAGACAGAAACCAGUUGCCCAUCUGUUCCUGUUAUUUCCUUCCCCUUCCAGUCAUCCACUGUCAGUGGUCACAUGCCUCCAAAACCAGCCCCUCGCUCCAUUAUGACAGCUGAGAAGGUAAAGACUUCAUUGUACCAACCCCCAGAGCUGCCAUGUCUUGGUCACAUUCAGAUAAGCAUUUCUGCUGUUGGAGAGGACGGUCUCAUUUAUGUGAGAACACAAAAUGCAGGUUAUCAGCUGGAGCAGCUUAAGGAGAGGAUUCAGCAGAGCAUGAAGGCAUUGCCCAGACAGAAGCCCUACACCUGGAAAUCAGUCUUGGGCUGUGCUGUCAUUGGACCUGACAUGUUGUGGUACCGAGGACAGCUGCUGGAAGUGCUGGGAGGGCAUGUUAAGGUGCAGUAUGUCGAUUAUGGUCUGGUGGAGAACAUCCCGGUGGUUCAUGUGUACCCCAUCCUCCUGUGUGACGAUGUACCUCAGCUCUGCAUGAUCUGCCAGCUGCUUGGCAUCAACCCUGUUGGUGGUAAAUGGCAGCAGGAUGCAGUGGCCUUGAUGAGAGAGGUGUUACUAAACCGCAGUGUGGACAUGAACGUUGUGGAGCUGCCAGCUGAUCCAAGAGGACCUGUCACUGUUGAGCUCUUCAUAGAUGGUUUGAGCCUCAGCAGGAUCCUUUGCCAACAUGAACAUGCCUCCGUGGAUCGGACUGUGUUGCCAGAUAAGCGCCUCACAGUGAUGCCUACUGCUCCCGUCUUUGAUGUCUGGGAUAUUAACACUGAGGGUUUGAGAGACCCAGAGGAGCUAAUGCUGGGGUCCUUUACCUACCCGAACUUGCAACAGGAGGGGGAGCACUUUAAAGUUGUGGUCAAGCAUAUGUGUACCCCCAAUGAGCUCUUCCUGUGGCCUUUGGAAGGAACGGCUCAUGUAAAGGUUAACGGAGAGUCUCUAGAUGAAGCUUUGACCAGAAUCAAUAGAAACAUUGACACGCUGCCACAACUUGGCAACUUCCCCGAGGGUGGUCCAUGUCUCGCUGAGUACAGUGAUGGAAAGUACUAUCGAGCCAGGUUGAUGAAGUUCAUCAGUGCAGAACCUGUCACGCUCCUGGUACAACACGUCGAUUUUGGCUCUGAUGACACUCUACCUACCAGCAAGCUGCGCCAAAUGCCAGCUGAGCUGCUGGAGUUUCCAUGUAGGGCACUAAAAGUCAAAGUUGCUGGCUUCAAAGCUCCGAGUGUCACAAGGGAGGAAAAUGUGCUGCCCUACAGCCCCAAAUGGAGCAUGAAGGCUGCAAUGGAAAUGAUCGACCUGUUACACAAAAAGAUCACAGCCUCCGUUGUGGUUCAAGAACCAGAGCUCACAGUGCUGCUGUACAGCGAGGAUGGAGAGUUAGUCCAUCUGCCUCUGGUGACCAAAGGACUGGCGGAACUUGAGUAAAGUGGAAAGACACCCUCCAAACACUGUUCAGGCUUCCUGGCUCAGUUUGUUUUCAGUUCAGGUUUUGUGAUCUUCUGGUUUUCUUUUUAUUGUUCUAUUUGUGUUCCUAGUUUUUAUAUAGUACAGAAAUGUUCUAUUUAAUUUUAUUGUUCCUGCACAGCAGAGAUUUAAGUUUGCUUGUUUUUUUAAGCCGUUUAUGUAGCACUUUGUUUUCUUGUUUGUUUUACUGUAUGAAGGUGCUAAGUAAAAUAUUCCCAUGUUCACUGA
Messenger RNA from Neolamprologus brichardi, 5114 nucleotides. It is a transcript of the gene rnf17, whose product is annotated as ring finger protein 17. The record is from RefSeq and is a predicted model, not a curated record. NCBI's taxonomy places the organism in Eukaryota, Metazoa, Chordata, Actinopteri, Cichliformes, Cichlidae.